AUGGACCGGCUGGUUCUGUGCGUGCUGCUGUGUGCAGCUCUGGUGAAGGGAUACAGCUGUCCUGGCCGCUGCAUCUGCCAGCACCUCUCCCCCACCCUGACCCUGCUCUGUGCUAAGACUGGCCUGUUGUUUGUGCCCCCCAGCAUUGACCGCAAGACCGUUGAGCUGCGGCUCACUGACAACUUCAUAACCAUCAUCCGUAGGAAAGACUUUUUCAACAUGACUAGUUUGGUCCACCUCACCCUGUCCCGCAACACUAUUAGCCAGAUCACCCCUCAUGCCUUUGUUGGCCUAAGAUCUCUGCGGGCACUCCACAUGGAUGGAAACCGCCUCAGUGUUAUAAAGAGCGACCACUUUAAAGGCCUGAUCAACCUGCGCCACCUCAUUCUUGGAAACAACCAGAUCCACCAAGUGGCCCAGACCUCCUUUGAUGAAUUUGUUUCCACCAUCGAGGACUUGGACCUUUCCAAUAACAACCUGCGCGGCCUGCCUUGGGAAGCCAUAGCCAGAAUGACUAAUAUUAACACACUCACACUGGACCACAACCUAAUUGACCACAUUGGAGCAGGGACUUUCACGCUGCUAACCAAGCUGGUCCGUCUGGACAUGACCUCCAACAGGCUGCAGAAGUUGCCACCUGACAGCCUGUUCCAGCACGCUCAGGUCCUUUCUGAUGCCAAAGGCUCCACCUCCUCCACUCUGGCUGUGAGCUUUGGUGGAAAUCCGCUUCACUGCAACUGUGAGCUGCUGUGGCUGCGCAGGCUGACCAGAGAAGAUGAUCUGGAGACUUGCGCCUCACCAGAGCACCUAAUGGACAAAUACUUUUGGUCCAUCCAAGAGGAGGAGUUUAUCUGUGAUCCUCCACUGAUCACCAAGCAUCUUGUCAGUAAGCCGUAUGUGAUGGAAGGGCAGGGGGUGACUCUUAAAUGCAAAGCUGUGGGUGAUCCAGACCCAGACAUUCACUGGCGGUCACCAGACGGCAAGCUGGUGCAUAAUAAUUCUCGCACUAUAUUGUAUGAUAAUGGCACUCUUGAUAUUCUCAUCACCACUCUGAAGGACAGCGGGGCUUUUAAUUGUGUGGCGUCCAAUGCCGCAGGCAUUGCCACAGCUGCUGUUGAGAUCAACAUGAUCCCCCUACCACUGUUUGUUAACAACACAGGCCACAUGCGUGAGGACCCAGGACUCUCAGACAUCACCACCUCUUCCAAAUCUGGCAAUGACACCAAGGGCUACGACAAGCAGGACAGGAGGGUGAUGGUCAAUGAGCUGACCUCUUCCUCCGCUGUGAUCCGUUGGCCAUCUGAGCGUCAUAUUCCCGGCAUCAGAAUGUACCAGAUUCAGUACAACAGCACAGCAGAUGACACUUUGGUGUACAGAAUGAUCCCAUCUACCAGCAAGAACUUCUUAAUCAAUGAUCUGGCCGCAGGGCGAGAGUAUGACCUUUGUGUGCUGGCGGUUUACGACGAUGGCAUCACAUCAUUAACAGCCACACGUGUGGUUGGCUGCGUGCAGUUCCACACGGCCAGCGAGGUCAGCCAGUGCCGCUUCAUGCACAGUCAGUUCCUGGGAGGCACUAUGAUCAUCAUUAUUGGUGGUAUAAUUGUUGCUUCAGUGCUGGUGUUCAUCAUCAUCCUGAUGAUUCGCUACAAGGCCUACAGCAGCCCAGAGGACAGCAAAACCAAGGUCAGCUCCAGCAUGCACUCCCAGACCAAUGGCAGCCAGCAGAGGCUGCAGCGCUCCAUCUCCAAACAGCCUUCUGAUGAGGGCCAGCGUGAGCCUGAGGCGCCCAAAGAGUGCAUGGCGCUGGUGUUGAGGGUGGACAACGAGAAGAAAGAGGAUCCAGCUGCCACCACUGCCAUCCUGGAGGUGGAGCUGCCUCCUCUGUCUGUAGACAAGAUGAAGAGAAGAACCAGCCUGGAUGCACAAUGCUCCGGCCCCCCAUCUGAGGACACGCAGACGGACAGUAGUCUGACAGGCUCCACCAUGUCCCUGUGUCUCAUAGGCCCGAACGCUGGCACCAAUGAGGCUCCGAGGCUCAAGGACAAGAAAAGUGCCCUGGCCAACAUGGGAUUACUCCCUAAUGAGCUGGCACGAACUAGGCACAGAUUCUCUUUUGACGGAGGGGAUUACUCCAUAUUUCAGAGUCAUAGUUACCCACGCAGAGCGAGGACGAGGUGGCACAAGUCCACCAACCAGCUCAACGUGGAGUCAUCACCGCUCGCCAACAGGAGAGUUACAUUCAGCAGCACUGAGUGGAUGCUUGAGAGCACAGUCUGA
Molecule: messenger RNA, 2277 nt
Organism: Scomber japonicus (chub mackerel)
Lineage: Eukaryota; Metazoa; Chordata; Actinopteri; Scombriformes; Scombridae
Gene: lrfn1
Product: leucine rich repeat and fibronectin type III domain containing 1
Exons: 2
Coding region: 1-2277 (758 amino acids)
Molecular function (GO): protein binding
Source: RefSeq, a predicted model, not a curated record